Hemiscyllium ocellatum (epaulette shark) is the source of this 6493-nucleotide messenger RNA. It is a transcript of the gene amer1, whose product is annotated as APC membrane recruitment protein 1. NCBI's taxonomy places the organism in Eukaryota, Metazoa, Chordata, Chondrichthyes, Orectolobiformes, Hemiscylliidae. Gene Ontology annotation, biological process: regulation of canonical Wnt signaling pathway. The record is from RefSeq and is a predicted model, not a curated record. Gene Ontology annotation, cellular component: plasma membrane. Gene Ontology annotation, molecular function: phosphatidylinositol-4,5-bisphosphate binding; beta-catenin binding.
GAGGCUGGUUGAGGCCGAGAGGCUGGAAGCGGCUCCGGGCAUGGAAACUAUAGCAACGGUAAUGAGAGCAAGAGGUGAGCGCGGCGGGGCACCGAGUCGAGCGUUGGCCUGUCUCCUGAGCAGCUGGAGCAGGAUUUGGGACAAUGAUGGUUGAGCAGGUAUAUAGACUUUGUGGCAGCGAUUUGGGUGUUUGCCUGUCUAACCCAAUUUACAGCUGAUUGCACCUGUGUAUGGACACGGUUGCCAUGGAAACUGACGGCAAUGAAGAGACAGCUGGAACAAAACCUUUGUCUCCAGGCCGUGGGGAACUUGCCAGAGGGAACCAGACCCAGGGAGCUGCUAUACAUGCAUCGUCAGAGUGUACUAAUACCACUGAUGCUGAACAGUCUUCUGGGAAGCUUAAGAAAACAGCAUUCAAACUGUUUGGAGGAAGGAAGAACAUUUGCACAUUACCUAGCUUUUUCACAAUAAAGAACAAAGGGCAAGUAAAAGGACCCUCCAAAAAGGGAAUAGCCAAAAGCAAAACUCACAGUGGCAUAAGUGAAGUGAUGUUGGAUAUCAACCAGAAAGAAAGAUCUGAUACUGGAUGGAUUGGAUAUACUGAUUCACCUAGUUGUAAUUCUGCUGCAGCAAGAACAUUAUGUGGCUCUAAAAGUGAGCACUCGGCACUUGAUAACAAUGUAAACUCUAAUCUCCAUAAAGGUGAAUCACUACAAUCAGAAAACUCUGAAUGUUUUGCUCAGAAACAGAACACAGACAAGCCCUCGAGUGUGCGAAGGUCAAAGAAGGGACUACGGGGUCUGUUUAGUAGUAUCAGGCGUCACAAAAAGAACAAAGCUAUUGAUUCUACUAAAGAAAAUCCAUUGGACAGCAACUGUGCUGCUGACUUUGCACAUAUGGAACAAAUGACAGUAGGAGAGGAAGGUGUGUGUGCUGAAUUUAAAAAGGGCUUGGAGGAGCUAAAUUUGAAGCCUGCAUGUAAAAUGAACCAUUUGGUAACUGGUGAUUCAGUUGAUAAAAAUGUAAUUGCAAAUAGUACAAGUUCUUCAUCCAAAUCAUGUUCCAUUAAAAUAGAAAAUUCAUUGAAAAAUAAACGACGUGAUUUUGAGACAUCUUCUGCAGAGGUCCGUAAAGCCAGUCCAGUUGAAAUUAAGACAUUAAGUGAGAAGGCAGGUACUGUUAUUCUUAAUAUGGACACUAAUUUUGGUAGCAUGCCAGAUAUUGGAAAACCUAAAUGCCUCGACCAUGAUCCACCUUCAGUACAUUCUUUUGAUCAUAUCAGCUUAAUUUUUGGUGAUGUGACCUCACUGAAGAGCUUUGAUUCCCUGACAGGAUGUGGGGACAUUACUGCUGACCAUGAUGAUGAUAGCAUUGCUGAAAGUACAGUGUCUGGUGAGAGGGGUAGAACAGCUGGGAAGCGAAGCUCAUGUCUGGUCACUUACCAGGGUGGUGGGGAAGAAAUGGCAACUCCAGAUGAGGUGGAUGAAGAAUACCUUAAAGCGUUGUGGAUGAAAGCAACAGGAGCAACUAUAAUCUACGGUAGCAGUCAAAGUAUAGCAGAGGAUGGAGGUGAGUGUCCAAGAUCGCCAAGUGAUGUUGAACACACUGCCUUGCAAAUCAGUCUGGCUGAUCCUUGUGCUCUGAGGGGGAUCACUGAUAGUGCAAUUAACAGCAGUGAACUAGUGACACCUCAGAGUGACCACCAAGAAUCUGCACCAAAUAGUGAUGAAGGUUAUUAUGACUCUACAACCCCAGGACAUGAUGAGGAAGAGGGAGAUAGCAUCAGCCAAAGCAAAAAUGAACAGCUUCCAAGGGAUAGCUAUAGUGGGGAUGCUUUGUAUGAGCUCUUUGUUGAGCAGAACGAUAGCCUCAUGAAUUCCCCUCCCAGUGAUGAACAGUCUUUAGAAUCAAAGCCUCUUUCUUUGGGAACCUCAUUUGCAGGUAUUUUAAAUCUUCCUAUGCUAGGGGGUAUAAAUGUUUCUCAUAUUCCAAACAAGCAAACUAUUGUGCUUCCUUCAGGCCAAGAUAAAUUGGACUUUAUUCAGGAAGAUGAAAUCAGAUUAGCUCACUUGCAGCAGCUGACUUGUUGGGAACCAGGUGGAAUGACAGCACUUGAAAAAGGCCUGGCCUUUCAAGAAAAGGACAUGUUCUUUGGUGAUGUACACAAUACUGAACUUAAUAAUAUUGCUGCAGAAACUGACAGUAUUAUUGCCAAAAGCCAACAAGAUGGUCUGAGCAGAAAUGGGCAGGUGAAAGAUGAUUACUUGACAGACAUAGCUGAUGAGCAGAAUUGGACAGAUCUUCUGGGGUCUUGCUGUUUAGAAGAAACCAAUAAUAUAUACAUGGAGGGCAGCCAGAAUGUGUGUGGAAACUAUAGCAAGACGAACCUUCAACAUCAGAUGUCGGGAGAGAACUACACAGAAGAAUACAAAAGUAGGAAUUGUGAUGAAUGGGAACAACAAACGAAAGAAGUUGAGAAUCAAGAUCUGAAAAAUGUAGCUUCGGAUAAUAUAAGUGUCAAAGGUGCAGUUGGUGAUUCCUGCAGAAAUGUCUCUUCCUGUAAUAUAGCGGAAAAGGCCGAGGAGCAAUGUGAACAAGCUAUCAAUUACUCACAGGCUUUAGUUGAAUUCACAGCGAAUAGAAAACUUUAUCCUAUUCUCUCUGAUAGCCUUGGGAGUUCUGGUUCAGGUUCACACUUCGCAAAGGAUAUACAUGCUCUGCCAACAAUGGUAACGUUUGAUGUUGUUGAUGUGGAGAAUGAAGGUGAAUGUGACCAGCAGAGUGAAAUGGUCACAGAUGAGGAAAUUUCUGCAUCUUAUGAGACCUUUGAUAACAGUUAUAUAGAGAAAGAGCUUUAUCACCAUUGUGAUGAUAGAAUGUUUCAUAUUUGUGCCCAGAAUUCCUUCCUUGGCAACUGCUGGGGUGCUGCCAGUCUUCCACGUCACUUUAGCCUUUAUAAAUUAAGUCCGUCGUUGCCAGCACCGUUAUCCCUUAACAGAAGGAGCAAAUCCCUUGAUACUGACAGCUUGGAAUCUGAGCUCAUUGAUUUGUAUCUGUCAAAGGUCACUUCGGUGUCAAAGAGCACCCCACAGUCUCCUGAUGUUCCUCAGUACAAGCAGGACCAUAAGAAAGGAUCGGUUUCUCAUUGGUUUGGCAAAAUAAGUGGUCAAGCAGUUUCUUUGGAAACCCGGGAAACCGCAAACAUUUCAAAUUGCUUGGAGCAGCAGCUUCUUCAACGUAGGGAGGAGCCUUUGUCUUCAGACGAGAGAAAUGCACAGUCCAAGUCUUUCUGUCCUUUGGAUACAGUUUCGGGUACUGAGCACAUUGACCUGGGAGGAGACUUGAGUUUAUACUGUCAAUCUAAUUCUGUUAAACUGCCAGUUCAAAACUUGUCUGCUAAACAGCAUCUGGAACCUAUAAUUAACAAUAAAAUGCUUCAUAGCUCUAGAAAGUUGGUUAGACCCACGCAUCUACCAUUGCAAAAUGAUAGUUGUAUGUUACAGUCAGGGACUGUUUCCUUUAAUUCUUAUGGAAAACAGGCAUACAUUUCAUCUUCAUUAAAUGAGAGACAAAAGGAUGACUUUUCUAAAACUGUACCCUCAGUUCAGUAUUCUGGUUCUGACUCUGAACUUGAUGCUAAAGGAUAUAGGGAUGUCAGGCUACCUCUGGCUCUACCUCCAUUUUGCUCAAAUAAAACAGAGAGCCUGAAACACUGCGUGAACUUCACAGGACUUUACACAACUGCCAACAAUAGCAUGUUUAAGGGAAGAAGCGAUCUUAAAGUGAAACUUCCUGUUGGCUGGAUCAAAAACACUACAAUGGAUGUGUAGCAUUUAACAGACUUUAGGAUGGGAACAUUCACGAGGGUGCUGCAGAAUAUUUAAUUAAUUUGUUUUUGUGUUACUGAUUGUAAAUUCACAAAACAUUUUUUUAAUAUUCACCAAAGGCUUUGAAUAUUACUUUUUUUAGGAAAGAUAUUAGUGUAGCAUUAUUUUUAAAAAAUGUGAAAUGCAUGUUCUUUUUUUAAAAUAUACGUUAGAUGUGGUAAAGUGGAUGGUUAAAAUAGAAUUUCCACUACUUUGGUACAAAAUGCUGCUUCGUUAUAGGCGAAGUAUGGGAAUUUUGUGCUAAAAUAUACCAAAUGUGACUCUUAGCAGUUUGGAAUUUUGUAUUACUGUGCAAGCUUGAUUUAUUUGUACUUCCAGUAUCUGUUCUCUCAAUUAUCUUCAAGGAUUUCAUAAGGUUCUGUGCAUUGAUUUUUCUAACCCAAAAUCAACUGAAUGCAAUGGUAUUAUCAUUUAAUUUUUCAUACGGACUGGAUUUUCAAUCCAACAACAUAAAUAGUGGUAAUCUGGCUUUCCUGUGCUUAAAAUUAAUAUUAGACAUUUCUAUUUAACUGAAGUUUCUCUCAGUCAGGGCUACGUCACUUUUCAAGAAUAUUUUCUGAAAUAAAUGGACCAGUCAUGAAACAAUAAAUUAGUUGAGUCAGACUAAUUUGUUACCUGACAUAGUAGAGUCAUGUAAUAGGUAACUGCAGUUCCAUGAUAAAAGGACUAUUCAGUAGUAAUUGUUAUGGGAGUACCUUAAUCGGUAUUUAAACCAAGCAAAAACUUUGGAAAGAAGUACUGCUUAUACAUCAGGAUUUAUAUGAAGUCUUAGACUUUAAAACGGAUUUUAAUUCCCCAAACGUUUCUGAUGUAGCACCUAAUCAUGAUAGCCAUCUGAUCCCAGCUUUGAUUCCAGAUGAGAUCAACUAAUGUGGCAUUUGGAAGAGAAAAGUUAAUUAUUGACAAGAGGAGCAGUUUUAAGAUCAUCCAGUGAUUCAUACUUUUCUCUUUAGGUUGAGCAACUGUCCAAUACACACUAUCUAGUUUUGCUAUAAAUAUUUACAUGGAUGAAAUAUGGACAUAGAGGACUAUUUAUCAGUUACUGUGGAAUCAUUUCUCUCAGUUGGGGGGAAAUGGGGAACAAGCUCCAGUCCCACCUUAUUUCACAUCAGUUUUAAAAUAAUCAAAGGAAUGAUUAAUUUAAGAUAAAUCAAUUGUAACUAGAAACACUUAAACGAAUGAAAUAAACACUACAAAUUCUGUAUGCUACGUAAAAUUAGUUGCUUUUCUACAAUGCUACUAUCUGAUGUAACAUAGCCACAUUGCAUGUUAUCAUUUGGAUUUGGGUGAAGUGCAACAGUAAGUCAAUGUGAUCUAUGAGAAAUACACACAAUUAUGCAUUUUUGUUUUUUCAAACGUGGGUUGUGCCUAGAGACUGAGACAUCUAAUACUAUGUCAGUGUACUGUGAUUAAAUAACUAAACAGAACUGAAACUGCUUGUUCUGUUUAACAUUUUCUUGUUAAGUUUUAAUUUGUAGCAGAAAGUUGCAAUAUUAGUGCUAAGGUUUAAACCUAAAAUGAAAUUUCUAUGCGCAUACUUGAUGCAACUGAUAAAUUUGUACAUUUAUCUUGUUAACUAUUAAAUGUUGCUUUUAAAGAAAAGGCUAGAAGGGAGAAAAGUCCGCUUCAGUUCCUGCUCAGUCUGUUACUUUGAAACGCCUGCUUCAGGCUUCUAUUUAUUUGGCUGUGCCUGCAUAUUUUGAUUAACCUCCAGAACAGUCAUUGUCUAAGAGCAUUCAUGAAAAUACUCGUGGGUGACUGCGUGAGGAAAUGUGGUAAUGUCUUCAGCAGAGCAAGAAUUGCUGCAUUUUAGAUUACUUACAGUGUGGAAACAGGCCCUUCGGCCCAACAAGUCCACACCGACCCGCCGAAGCGCAACCCACCCAUACCCCUACAUAUACCCCUUACCUAACACUACGAGCAAUUUAGCAUAGCCAAUUCACCUGACCCGCACAUCUUUGUGACUGUGGGAGGAAACCGGACCACCCGGAGGAAACCCACGCAGACACGGGGAGAACGUGCAAACUCCACACAGUCAGUCGCCUGAGGCGGGAAUUGAACCCAGGUCCCUGGCGCUGUGAGGCAGCGGUGCUAACCACUGUACCACCGUGCCGCCCUGCAUCUUUUGCAUCCUAUGAUUGUACUUAUUUUUGGAACACAAUUUUUUUAAAAAUUGGUUGUAAUUCCCAAUGUUCCAGAAGUAGACUCUGUUGCCACAGUCUUUCUUUCUCUUCUCUACCUGAAGAAGGGCUUAUGCCUGAAACGUCGAAUCUCCUGUUCCUUGGAUGCUGCCUGACCUAAUUUUGUUUGAUACAUGGCAUGUUAAUGUUGGGAAAAUUUAGCUUUUCUUUUUUCAGGCAGCCAUUACAAGGAACAGGCAUUUUAAAUCAAGCCCUUGAAAUUCCUCCCAGCAAUGUGUCUCAACCUUUUUACCAAUCCUUUCAUUUUCUAUCACAUGGUGACCUCUGACAUUCUUUAAAUGAUGCUCAGUUGUUGCUUGAUAUUGACAGAUUUGCACAAUUGAGACCAGACAAAUUUUAUAUUAUAAAACAUUCUUAGAGCUGGCAAACCAGCAUUAAAGUUGAGUUAUUUUUAAACAUUAUUAA